Knipowitschia caucasica is the source of this 846-nucleotide messenger RNA. NCBI's taxonomy places the organism in Eukaryota, Metazoa, Chordata, Actinopteri, Gobiiformes, Gobiidae. The record is from the annotation of a GenBank genome assembly.
AUGACAGGUUUCCAUGCUGGAGACAAGGACUUGAUCCGAACACUGACUGAAGAGACCACAGCGAGAAAGGCCGAGCAGGAGGACCUUCGAGAGCAGCUCAAACAAGCUCAAGAAGAACUAAAGGUUCAAGAUAAACAGAUCCUGGUGCUGCAGAAAGCCAAGGAUCAGACCGUAACUGAGGUCGAAGAUCAGUUAGAAGUCGCCACGACCAGAAUGAGGCGCUUGAUGGGUUUGGCGCGAGAGCGAGAGGCGCAGUGGAAGAAAGCCAACAGAAGCCUCGAAGAAGAGCUCAGACAGACGAAGCUCCAGUUACCAGAGAAAGAUCGUCAGCUCAGGACUCUGACGGAGGUUAACGAGUCCAUGAACCUUGACAUCACAAGGUUAAAAGACAAUCUGACUCGCCUUAAACAGAAAAUCCAUCAGUUUAUAAAGGGGCCUGUUCAGUUCGAGACAGAGGCAGAGGUGGAGACUGAGGUGGAGGCCGAGGUGGAGGUCGAGGUGGAGGCCAAGGUGGAGGCCGAGGUGGAGACUGAGGUGGAGGCCGAGGUGGAGACCACAAUAGAGGCUGCAAUAGAAAGCAAGGUAGCGAUGGCGAUAGCGGCAGCAAUAGAGACAGAGGUAGAGGCAGCGAUAGAAGUGUUAGUUAGCAAUGGAAGUGCAUCUGAACCUGUGCCAGAAACUGUACACUUUAGACAGGUGCGCAGGGUGCUAGGUGUGAACGUUAGGAGCCUGGUCCAACUGUUCGCUCAGAAAGACCAGGAUGUUCAGGAGGACAAACAACGCGCUGAAGAACUACAAGAGAAGACGAAACAAAAGGCUGCAAACUGCAUGUUGAAUCGCAAGUAA